This is a messenger RNA of Colletotrichum spaethianum, 927 nucleotides long. Its product is annotated as manganese transporter SMF1. Gene Ontology annotation, cellular component: membrane. NCBI's taxonomy places the organism in Eukaryota, Fungi, Ascomycota, Sordariomycetes, Glomerellales, Glomerellaceae. Gene Ontology annotation, biological process: iron ion transport; intracellular manganese ion homeostasis. The transcript has 2 exons. Gene Ontology annotation, molecular function: manganese ion transmembrane transporter activity; cadmium ion transmembrane transporter activity. The record is from RefSeq and is a predicted model, not a curated record. Bases 1 to 927 code for a protein of 308 amino acids.
AUGAAACCGACCUGGUUGGACGAGCCCCAGAAAGGGGAGGACGUCCAAGUCCGCAGGCUCAGUGCCAACCCCUUCACAGCGGACUACACCAUCAACCAGACGCUCCAUGGGCGGUCUCACCCGAACGGUAGGCGGUUGAGCAUAGAAGUGCCGCCCGAUUACAUCGUCCUCGAUACGAUCGUCUCGUCCCCGGGCACAUCGGAGAGCACCGAGUAUUCCGUGGCGACGCCCAAGAAGCAGGUCAGGAUAGACGACCCGGGGCCGCUGUCUUUGCUAUCGGGACCGACGCUCCCUCUCCCUAACCAUACGUAUCACAAAGACCAGCCCAAGUGGAUAAAUCGAAGAUGGAACAACCUUGUUACGUUUGCAAAGUUCAUGGGGCCUGGAUUCAUGAUCGCCGUUGCGUACAUUGAUCCCGGAAACUACGCCACAGACAUCGCUGCCGGCGCAUCGUACCAUUUCGAUCUCUUAUUCAUCGUCCUUCUGAGCAACGUAGUUGCAAUCUUCCUCCAAAGCCUCGCAAUCAAACUGGGAACGAUUACGGGCCUCGACCUGGCCACCGCAUCCCGCGUAUUCCUUCCAAAAUGGCUCAAUCUCAUCAUCUACGCCCUCGCCGAAAUCGCCAUCAUUGCGACAGACAUGGCGGUUGUUAUUGGUACCGCGACGGCCCUGCAUCUGCUGAUACCGAAGUUGCCGCUGAUUGCCUGCGUCGUCCUGACGGUCGUCGACGUCGUUUUUAUAGUGGUCUUUUACCGGCCCGACGGCUCGAUGCGAGGGCUAAGGAUGUUCGAGAUUGGCGUCUGCUUCCUCGUGCUGGGAGUUGUCGUCUGUUUCUGCAUCCAGCUUUCUUUGAUCGAGAAUACGACCAUCGGCGAGGUUUUUCGGGGCUAUCUCCCAUCCGGAUCCAUCAUCCAGACCCAGGGGUAA